AUGCACGGAUACCGCACCUACAACAUGGAGAGCCAUCAUCAUGAUAGCAGCAGCGCCGUUGACCAGAAGCCGCUGGUCGUCGAUCUGAUCUCAACACAAUACGGCAAACCACAAACGCCGCCGCCUUCACCAAAUGAGUGCCUGUCCAGUCCAGACAACUCACUGAAUGGCAGCCGCAACUCCGAGAUACCCGCUGAUCCGUCAGUUCGUCGCUAUCGAACUGCAUUCACACGUGAUCAGCUGGCGCGUCUCGAAAAGGAGUUCUACAAGGAGAACUAUGUGUCGCGCCCGCGCCGCUGCGAGCUGGCCGCCCAGCUCAAUCUGCCCGAGUCGACAAUCAAGGUGUGGUUCCAGAACCGCCGCAUGAAGGACAAGCGCCAACGCAUUGCCGUCGCCUGGCCCUAUGCCGCUGUCUACUCAGACCCCGCUUUCGCCGCUUCCAUACUGCAAGCGGCUGCCAAUAGCGUGGGCAUGCCCUAUCCACCCUAUGCACCCGCUGCCGCUGCCGCCGCCGCUGCCGCGGCCAACCCAAUGUUGGCCACCGGCAUGCCCACAAUGCCAGUGCCGGGACAUUCGCCAUAUGGCCAGUACCGUUAUGCGCCCUAUCACAUCCCCGCUCGGCCCGCACCACCAGCACCGCACAUGCAUCCGCACAGCCACUCGCACGCCAUGCAAGCCGCCAUGCCCAUGGGCUAUCCGGCUGCCAUGUUGGGCGCCGCCGCCGUUGCCAGCAUGCCGCCCAGCUAUGCUAGCGGACAGCUGCAGCUGCCGAAAACGCAAACGCCACCUCUGGAUCUGCAAUCGUCCUCGUCGCCGCACUCAUCCACGCUGUCGCUGAGUCCCGUUGGCUCCGAUCACACCAAGGUCUUCGAUCGCAGUCUCAGUCCGUUGCGCAGCUCCGCCGCCGUUGUCGUCGCCACCACCAGCAGCCCGCUGCCAGCGCCUGGUCUGCUCAUGCCCAGUGCCAAGCGUCCGGCAUCGGACAUGUCCCCGCCACCAAGUGGCAACACAGUCAUUGCGGAGCCCAAGCCCAAGCUGUUCAAGCCCUACAAGACUGAGGCGUAGGCCAAUCUCCUAGUCGCCCUCGCUCGCUUCCCCUUGUCAAUUGUACAAAUUAGUGUUUAGUUGUUGUUGUGGAACCCCCUACCCCCAGC
This is a messenger RNA of Drosophila hydei, 1154 nucleotides long. RefSeq names its product segmentation protein even-skipped (gene eve). Gene Ontology annotation, cellular component: nucleus. Lineage: Eukaryota; Metazoa; Arthropoda; Insecta; Diptera; Drosophilidae. Bases 1 to 1065 code for a protein of 354 amino acids. Gene Ontology annotation, biological process: regulation of transcription by RNA polymerase II. The transcript has 2 exons. Gene Ontology annotation, molecular function: DNA-binding transcription factor activity, RNA polymerase II-specific; RNA polymerase II cis-regulatory region sequence-specific DNA binding. The record is from RefSeq and is a predicted model, not a curated record.